AUGGAAAACAUGAAAUAUCGGUAUAUUUACGAGUGCGAGUUCUACCGUGGCACCAGUGCUGCAGAAACAGCUCGAAGAAUUAAUGAUGUGUACGGCGCUGGUGUCGGAAAAGAAAGUACGAUACGUUUUUGGUUUCAACGUUUUUGUUCUGGAAAUUCUGACCUUCAGAACCAACCCCGUGGACGGCCGGAGACCAAAGUGGAACAUAAAGAAGUAAAGGCUAUUGUGGAAGCGGAUACAUCACAAAGCACUUCAAAGAUAGCUGCAGGCUUUGGGGUAAGUGAUAAAACUGUAUUAAUCUACUUGAAGCAAAUCGGGAAAGUAAAAAAACCUAAACGAUGGGUACCUCAUGAAUUGAGUGAAUCGAACUUGCAAACACGCGUCGACUGCUGUCUUACUUUGCUCAACCGAUACAAUAAUGAAGGGAUUUUAAAUCGAAUCAUUACUUGUGAUGAAAAGUGGAUACUGUACGAUAAUCGGUUUGCACUCGUCGCAAUGGCUGAACCCAGACAAAUCCUGCCCUAA
Molecule: messenger RNA, 525 nt
Organism: Parnassius mnemosyne (clouded apollo)
Lineage: Eukaryota; Metazoa; Arthropoda; Insecta; Lepidoptera; Papilionidae
Source: the annotation of a GenBank genome assembly